AUGUUGUGUUUUGUUGGGUUUUUGUGUUUGAAUGUGAAUUGGGGAAUCAAAGGAGCAGCUUUGGCAAUCAGUUUGUCCUAUUGGGUUAAUGUGAUCAUGUUGGUGAUUUACAUAAACUCUUCUACAGCUUGUGCAUCAACUUGGAAUGGAGUUUCCAAAGAAGCUUUGAAUGACGUUGUUAGUUUUUUAAAGCUCACCGUGGCUUCAGCAGUUAUGAUAUGUUUGGAGUAUUGGUCCUUUGAGAUGGUUGUUCUUCUCUCUGGCCUUCUACCAAAUCCUCAACUAGAAACAUCUGUAUUAUCAAUAAGCCUUAAUACAUGUUGGGAUGGUCUAUAUGAUCUCAGUUGGUCUUGGUGGUGCCAUAAGCACAAGAGUGUCAAAUGA
Messenger RNA from Vicia faba (fava bean), 384 nucleotides. NCBI's taxonomy places the organism in Eukaryota, Viridiplantae, Streptophyta, Magnoliopsida, Fabales, Fabaceae. The record is from the annotation of a GenBank genome assembly.